Penicillium concentricum is the source of this 1257-nucleotide messenger RNA. RefSeq names its product succinate--CoA ligase subunit beta. The record is from RefSeq and is a predicted model, not a curated record. Lineage: Eukaryota; Fungi; Ascomycota; Eurotiomycetes; Eurotiales; Aspergillaceae. The transcript has 7 exons. Gene Ontology annotation, cellular component: succinate-CoA ligase complex; mitochondrion. Gene Ontology annotation, biological process: succinyl-CoA metabolic process; tricarboxylic acid cycle. Bases 1 to 1257 code for a protein of 418 amino acids. Gene Ontology annotation, molecular function: succinate-CoA ligase (ADP-forming) activity; ATP binding; metal ion binding.
AUGAUUACCUGGCGUUCGAUCGUCCGUACCUUCCAAAAUAACCAUGCGCCCCUCAGAGCCCAAGUACGACAGUUAAGUCUGCUCGAACACCAUUCAUACAACCUACUCAAAGAAUUCAAACUACCAGUUCCACCAGGAGUCCUAGUUACAACUCCAGAGCAAGCCAAGAAUGUCGUCUCCAAGAUCAAUGCACCAUCAAUGAUAAAAGCUCAAGUCCUCGCAGGCGGACGCGGAAAAGGCAAAUUCAACAGUGAUGGCAAAAGCGGCGUCCGAAUGGUCAACUCACCAGACGAUGCCUUCAAAAGUGCCACCAACAUGCUCGGCUCCUACUUGACAACAGCACAAACCCCAGAAGACGGACUUCGCGUCGACAAGCUCUACAUCUACAAAGCCAUAUCCAUCGCACAGGAAUACUAUCUGGCAAUGACAUUCGAUCGGCAGCGUACCUCACCGGUCCUACUCAUUUCCUCAUCGGGUGGAACAAACAUCGAAUCGAACGUCGACAAUCUCCACAAACUUUGGUUCGGACUCUCAACAGGCAUAACCGACGAGAUCCAUGCGUAUGUCCAAGCCGAGUUGGGAUUCUCGGAUACCGAGAUGAAGGAUAUACACCGGAUCCUUGUGCAGAUGGUCCAGCUAUUCAAAGAAAAAGACGCGACGCUUGUUGAAUUGAAUCCACUGGUUCGCACGGAAGAUGGCGAGUUUAUCUGUCUGGAUGCUAAAUUAGGGGUUGAUAAUUCAGCAAGAUAUAGGCAGAAGGAGAUAUUUGCGUUGGAGGAACGAUCACCGGAAGAAGAGGAGGAGUAUCAGCUGGCGGAAUUGGGGCUUUCUUAUGUGCGACUUGACGGGAAUAUUGGGAAUAUUGUUAACGGGGCUGGGUUGGCGAUGGCGACUAAUGAUCUUGUUAGUUUGUAUGGAGGGAAAUGUGCGAAUUUUCUGGAUGUUGGGGGUGGGGCGACGAAGGAGGCUUUGUCAAGGGCUUUUGGGAUUUUGUUGAAGGAUAAGAGGAUUAAAGGGAUUUUGAUUAAUAUUUAUGGAGGGAUUGUGCGAUGUGAUAUGAUUGCCGAGGCGAUAGUUGGUGCUGCUACGGAGAUGGGUGGUUUUAAAUGUCCCGUUGUGGUUCGGUUGCAGGGUACUAAUAGUGAAAAGGGAUUGAAGCUGGUCGAACAAUCCGGGUUGGAUGACUUGGUUGUAGAAGCUGAGUUUGAGGAAGCUGUCCAGAUGAUCGUGAAGAAAACAUCCGGGGUGAAAUUUUAA